Drosophila gunungcola (fruit fly) is the source of this 1045-nucleotide messenger RNA. RefSeq lists its product as uncharacterized. The record is from RefSeq and is a predicted model, not a curated record. The coding region runs from base 168 to 947 and encodes 259 amino acids. NCBI's taxonomy places the organism in Eukaryota, Metazoa, Arthropoda, Insecta, Diptera, Drosophilidae. The transcript has a single exon.
UCUAGAUAAACGCAAACCUUCUGCGGAAUCCCAAGACCACAGCGACGAGUGAAAAACUGACUUUGACACAAAUAUUUGUGAGACUAGUUCACCUGUCCACCACGAAAGCCAUUGAGUAAUUUCACACAUUGCGGGUUUGGGUACAGAACAAUCGUAGACUAUUGUCGAUGAAUCCGACUUGGCCGGGUAUAAAGUCGAUGGCAUGGUCACCAGAGUUCAUCAGUCGACCAAGCGGCGAAGUCAAGAGUGGAUUUUGGAUUAGCGAGGACAGCCGAGUAACACAUUACAUCACCAUCAUGAAAUUCUACCUGGGACUGGCUGCGAUCUUGGUCGUGAUGGUUUCGCUGGCCAAACCGGGAGAGGCCACCUUUGGCAAGCUGAAUCUUCUGCUGGGCGGAGCAACCAGCUCUGGCUACGGUUCUGGAUAUGGUUAUGGUUCCGGCUAUGGCUCUGGCUUCGGAUAUGGAUCAGGCUAUGGAUCAGGCUAUGGAUCAGGCUAUGGAGGAGGAUAUGGUGGCGGCUAUGGAUAUGCUCCCGAGAACGUGGUGAAGGUGAUCAAGGUGUCGGUUGUGCCGGGUGGAGGAGUCGGAGGAGGCUAUGGUGGUGGCUAUUCCGGCGGCUUUGGCGGUGGCUACGGAGGUGGCUACUCCGGCGGCUUUGUGGGAGCUGCCCCUGCCAUAUCCACUUCUGCCGUGGUUACUCCGGUGGUCACUUCGGUGUCCACGCCAGUGGCCACUCCCGUUUUGGCAGGUGGUGCCGGCUAUGUGGGUGGUUUCGGUGGUGGCCUGACCGGCGGCAUAGGUGGCUACGGCGGAUCCUUCGGUGGUGGUGCCGCCCUGCCCGCCUCCUAUGGAUUUGGAGCCGGCUAUGGCGCCGGCGGUGGCUUCGGACUGGGAUUCGGAGCACCAGUACCUCCACCACUGGGCUUGGCCGGAGGACUUUGCUAGAGAACGAGCAAACCACAUCACAAAGUGGUACUUUUUUUUGAUAAUUUUAAACAACGAUUUGUAAUUAAAAGUUAACGAUUUGUAAUAAAAUGUAUAAA